This is a messenger RNA of Ruditapes philippinarum (Manila clam), 930 nucleotides long. RefSeq names its product fibrinolytic enzyme, isozyme C-like. Gene Ontology annotation, molecular function: serine-type endopeptidase activity. NCBI's taxonomy places the organism in Eukaryota, Metazoa, Mollusca, Bivalvia, Venerida, Veneridae. The record is from RefSeq and is a predicted model, not a curated record. Gene Ontology annotation, biological process: proteolysis. The transcript has 6 exons. The coding region runs from base 23 to 847 and encodes 274 amino acids.
GUCUACAAGGCAAAUAUUCACUAUGUUCUCGUGCGCUCUACUCUUCGCAAUUUAUGCUGUUGUUGCCUCGGACGAGGCUGGUUCCCGGGUUUUGAGUAAACCACUUGGUAUGACGUCGAGAAUUAUAAAUGGUAUUGAAGCUACACCAUACGAGUUUCCCCACCAGGUGGCUCUCCUAUCAAUGAAUGCUAAUGGAGGCGGCUCACACAUGUGUGGUGGAUCUGUAAUCGCACAGGAUUGGGUGAUUACAGCGGCCCACUGUGUUGAAGGAAGACCUGAAGCUUCGUUGGCGGUUGUGGUUGAUCUACACGAUUAUACAAACCCUGGAAACUAUAUCUGGUUUGACAUCGCCGAAAUCAUUAUGCAUAAAGACUACAACAAAGGAACUGGCGGUUUCCCGAAUGAUGUGGCCCUCCUUCGAUUAGUACCGCACGGACAAGAUAUCACAAAAAACAUCAUCAAGAUUGCAAAAGGAACCAAUGAUUAUGCUGGCCAGAUAUGUACUAUCAGUGGUUGGGGCGUCAAAGUUGAUGGAUCUGGUGCUUCGAAACUGAAGAAAGCUGACGUAUCUGUCUUAACCAUGAAUCAAUGUGUUAGCUACUGGGGAGAUAGGAACAUUCUUAACCAACAUGUUUGUGUCAAAGGGUACGAUACCACCGAAGGAAGCGGAUCUUGUAAUGGGGACAGCGGCGGACCAUUAGUCUGUGGAAAUGAACUCGUUGGUGUAACAUCUUGGGGAUUCUCCGGAUGUCACCAAAACGGUGUUGUGACACACCCAAGUGUGUACGCUCGUGUUUCCUACUUCUAUGACUGGGUGAACGCUAACUGUGGAAACUGCAAUGUCUAGAUUACUUGUUUAUUUCUUGUUCUUGUACAAUUGAAAUAAAAAGCAAAGUUACCCCAUUGAUGAUAAUGAUUUGCAAGCAAAUA